GCGCCGGGCCGGGGCUAUAAAACACCUGCCGGGCUCCUACCGACUCUAGACACAGCGCGGCGACUCCGCGGGAAGAGCCGGGACGGGAGGAGAAGGAGGAAAAACCUCGGAGAAGCCCCAGAGCCGGCAGCGCGGAGCCGCGGUCAUGGGCAGCCACCCCGGCGUGCUGCUGGCGCUCGCCCUCUGCGCCCUGCUGGAAGCCGGUCUGGGCCAGCCCCCGGCCGAGUCGCACCUGGCCGCGCCGCCGAGGAGCAAGCGAUGUUCCUGCAACAGCUGGCUGGAUAAGGAAUGCAUCUACUUCUGUCACCUGGACAUCAUCUGGGUCAACACACCUGGGCACACCGCUCCCUACGGCUUGGGCAGCCCGCCAAGGCGGCGCAAGAGGUCGGCGGGCAGGUGCGAGUGCUCGCACUCCAGGGACAGCAUCUGUGCCACCUUCUGCCAGGGCAGGCCUGGGUACCUCCAGGGUCUGAAGCUCCCCAUGAGCUCUGCAGCAUCAGCGAGGUCUCUGCAGAGCAGUGCCACCAGGCCUCCCCACCAUGGGCUGCUGAGAGCUCUCAGGGAGCUCAGGGUGUCCAGCCCGCGCCAGCAGCGCUCCCGGAGGGAUGCACAGCCACCAGCUCUGCCUUGGGAGAAAAACAUCUGGAAGAAGAAGAGAUAAGAGACAGGUGCACGCCAAGUUCACCAGAAGAAUUUGGAGUCCUGUGGGUGCCACCAGCUCCGGUUUUAGAGCUGAAGGGAAGGCCGUGAGUGGAAGGGGAGGAAGUGGAAGUCUCCGUGUUCCUGCUGCAUGAACCAGCACUCGAGGGACUGCUGUAAAGGGAAAAACUGUCUCUCCACACUGUCAGAGGAGCGUCCUGGAGCUGAAUUGUGCCUUUCUGGAUCAGGCAAGGGUCGUGCUGGAGCAGCAGCAGCUGGACUCUGCCCCGGAGCCCUCGGCAGGGCUCAGCCCACGCGUGGUGGGUGAAUCACAGCCAGGGCUCUGGGCAGUGCUGGACUGGGCAGCACCGAGCCCCUCGCUGGCCUGGCUGCUCUGCCUCGACCUCAGCCUGGCCCCACUCAGAGGGUUUGGCUGCUCACUGCUCAGGGAUGAGCUGCCUCCAGCCCAAACCCACCUUUGCACUAUUUUCUCUCAUCAGUCAGUGCCUCUGAGCGAGGCUCCCGGGGUGGAACAGCUCCCAGUUUGUAUGGAAAGUUUAUUUCAUCUCGGCAGGAGCCAGCUGAGCAGGCAGGGGCUCUCACUGGCUGAGCAGUCACUGGAGUGGAUUCCCACUUGGGAAUGGCUGUAGCAGAGGUGCAGGAUCAGUUACCCCAGGGAUGGCACCAACCCAGCUGUGGCUGCUGUGGGGCUGGGUUUGUGCAGGAGCCCCCAUAGCCAGGGGAGGGUGAGCAGAGCCCUGCUCUGGGCCAGUGCCCCCAUCUCAUCUCCCUGGACCGACCCUUAGUGAGGAUUGCCAGCUCCUGAAUAAUCCAUCUUCCUCCCAGCUCUGCCUGGAGGGAAGGGCUGGGGCAGAGAGGGCACACAAAGCCUGGCUUAGGUCAGCUCUGAGUCGGGCUCUGGACAGUAAGUGACCACUCAGGUCACUGUGGGAAGGGAAACCUGGGUGGGGAGUGCAUCAGGUGAGGGGCAGCCAGGUAGGAAUGGUGUGGAGGGAAGGACUGGUCAGAACACGGGGUGGAACUGGAUCAUCUUUGAUGUCCCUUCCAACCCAAGCCCCUGUGAUUCUGUACAGCCCUGUCUGAGCUUUCAACCUGUCUGGCUCAGAUUUAAACCCAGAUCUGCUGGCCCAGGGGAGAGAGGGAAAAAUUUGGGAAAAACACUGAGCUCAGGGUGGGCCUAGAAUCCAAGCCUGAGGCAAAGGGCUCCAGAGCUUUCAAAAUGCACUUUUGUUUGCUGGGCAGGCUGAGCUGAGCCCAGGGCUGUCCCUGGGCAGGGCAGGGGCUGCUCUCCACUCCUGGGUCCCUCUGCUGCCCACGCCAGGAUUGCACAGGAGCUUUGGAAAGGCUGCUUGAAGUUGGUGGUGGACCAAAAUCUGUGGCUGUUGCAAGUAUGGUCCCGAUGGACAAGAAAAAUAAUUCCUUGAUUUUGCUUUAAGCCCUGGAAAGGGGAAAAAUAAGACCAAUUGAUUGUAUUGUGAAUGAAACAGCAGAUUAAUCAUUUGGUCCCCAAAGCUGCAGAGAAUCUGUUUUUAUCUUUGACCUUCUGAAGGUUGGAGUCACUCUAAAAAACCAAAAGAAGAAAAUCCUGAAAGGGUUUGUUCCAGAGGAAAUUUUGCACAUGGUUUAAUGUGAGUAAUUUAAAAUAAAACUACUGCUGUAAAGUA
Molecule: messenger RNA, 2324 nt
Organism: Oenanthe melanoleuca
Lineage: Eukaryota; Metazoa; Chordata; Aves; Passeriformes; Muscicapidae
Product: endothelin-2-like
Exons: 5
Coding region: 146-661 (171 amino acids)
Biological process (GO): regulation of systemic arterial blood pressure by endothelin; regulation of vasoconstriction; vein smooth muscle contraction
Cellular component (GO): extracellular region
Molecular function (GO): hormone activity; endothelin B receptor binding
Source: RefSeq, a predicted model, not a curated record